Messenger RNA from Panicum virgatum (switchgrass), 1755 nucleotides. Its product is annotated as protein Brevis radix-like 4. The transcript is spliced from 5 exons. The record is from RefSeq and is a predicted model, not a curated record. Lineage: Eukaryota; Viridiplantae; Streptophyta; Magnoliopsida; Poales; Poaceae. Bases 370 to 1488 code for a protein of 372 amino acids.
UAUAGUAUUGAGAGCGCGCGGCGAGUAUAUAGCUAGUAUCUAGCAAGCUGCAUGCUGAGAGCAUUCCGUCACUUGCACACCUGCUAGCUAGCUAGCUCUAUCUACUACUAGCAACGUACGCAAGGAGCACCACCGUACCACUCACUCACUCACUCACUCACUCACCGAUCCAUCCAAGACAUACAACAUCACACACUCUUCGUGCCUGCUUGGAGCCGUGACACUAGCAGAUCUCUCUGUCUGAAGCUGAGUAGCUUGGUCGUGGCUGGUGACCCAAGAAGAAGAUAUCGUAUAUAUAGAAGAGACCGGCUGAAGAAGAAGAAGAAGAAGAAGAAGAAGAAGAAGAAGCUAAGAGACCCAGGAAGGAAGAUGCUGGCCUGCAUCGCGUGCGUGAAAGAAGAAGGCGGCGGCCGGGACCGCGACCGCGAUGACGCUGCGCGGUCCGGCGCCGGCGACACCCCGACCGUCAAGUCGCUCACCUCCCAGCUCAAGGACAUGGUGCUGAAGCUGUCCGGCACGCACCGGCAGCAGGGCGCGCAGCAGAGGCGCGGGGGAUCGCCGCCGGCGAGGGGCCGGGCCACCUCCAUCUACCGCAGCGGCUACUACCGGCCGGGCGUGGUGCAGGACGACAUGGCGGUGCCCCCGGCCACUUACCUGGGCGCGUCGAGCGCGAGCGCGAGCUCCACCCCGGCGUGGGACUUGGCAGGCCGCGCGGAGGGCGAGGCCAUGGCCAGGGAGUGGGUGGCGCAGGUGGAGCCGGGCGUGCAGAUCACCUUCGUGUCCCUCCCGGGCGGCGCCGGCAACGACCUCAAGCGCAUCCGGUUCAGCCGCGAGAUGUACGACAAGUGGCAGGCGCAGAAGUGGUGGGGCGACAACAACGAGCGGAUCAUGGAGCUCUACAACGUGCGGCGCUUCAGCCGGCAGGUCCUCCCCACGCCGCCGCGCUCCGACGACGGCGAGAGGGAAUCCUUCUACUCGCAGUCCCAGGUGGGCUCCAUGGCAGGGAGCCCUGCCGCCACCCCGUCGCCGGCGCCGCUCACCCCGGACAGGAUCAGCUGGGGCGCGUUCGCGCGGCCGCCGGGCGCCGCGCGGCAGCAGCAGCAGCAGCACAGCUUCCGCCCGCUCUCGCCGCCGCCGCCUUCCUCGUCCAACCCAUCGGAGCGGGCCUGGCAGCAGCAGCAGCGGCAGAACCACGGAGCAUCAGCCGGCAAGAGCCCCGCGGCCUCAGAGGCCACCGCCACCGCCACCGAGGCGGCGAGGACGACCACCUCGUCGAGGGACGACGUCUCCAUCAGCAACGCCAGCGAGCUGGAGGUGACGGAGUGGAUCAUCCAGGACGAGCCCGGCGUGUACAUCACCGUCAGGGAGCUCGCCGACGGCAGCAGGGAGCUACGCCGUGUCAGGUUCAGCCGCGAGAGGUUUGCAGAGCUGAAUGCCAAGCUGUGGUGGGAGGAGAACAAGGAGAGGAUACAGGCUCAGUACCUUUGAAACAGCACAACUUGGUGAUCUGCUGCCACUAGGGACACACAAUUAAUCUGGUAUAAGUAUAUACUACUAGAGUUUGUGUUUGAGUUUGGAGAUGGGGGAGAGAUAGGGGCCGGGGUGAUUAAUUUGGAGCUGGGAGAGAUAGGAGGGGAUCAGGAAACAAGGAAAUGUUCAUGCAUGUUUAGGGCACCUGGCAGCCCAGGUAACUUGUGAUUGGUGUACCGUGCUAAAGUUUUACCAAUCAGUCACUAUGCCCAAUUCUCGUUUUCA